Molecule: messenger RNA, 2887 nt
Organism: Leptopilina boulardi
Lineage: Eukaryota; Metazoa; Arthropoda; Insecta; Hymenoptera; Figitidae
Product: 5'-3' exonuclease PLD3-like
Exons: 11
Coding region: 774-2702 (642 amino acids)
Molecular function (GO): catalytic activity
Source: RefSeq, a predicted model, not a curated record
ACGAACAUAGUUACUGGUACCUAGGACUUUAGCUACGAUCCUUCUUCAGAACGUGCCGGUCGUGUUUUCAUCUUUGUUCUUUCAUUAAAAAAAAAAAAUCCUCAAAAGUGGUCCAAGUUUACAAAGUGAACUUCUUCUUCUAUAUCGAUAAAUACACUCAUGUAAAUUAUAGUUUAUCUAAACCACCUUUCUUUUAAAUCAUUCCAAAAAGUAAUUUUCAGGUCACCAUUUUUUUCUUUUUUCUCAUUCAUUUUGACAAAAAAUAAUAUUAUAUCAUCACACCUAAAAAGUUUAGAAUAAUGUAAUGAGAACAUUUUCGGGAGUGAUUUCGAGAAAUCGAGUGACAUAUAUAUUUUGAAAGGUUCGUAUUGAAGAGGGAAAAAAAAAAUUGUAUAUAUAAGUCGAAGAAAAUUCAACGAUAUAGAAGGGAAGAUCAAAAAGGGAUGAAUUCGCGAAUGGCAUGGAUUUGAAAGCACUUUGUGGACAAACGAGUUUAGAGGGGUUGCAUUUGGCACGAGCGCGCCACCAAUAUUAUGCAUCUUUUAUUGUGUCAAGUAAGGAGGAAUAUUUUGAAAAGAAAAAUACCUAUCAGUUUAUACUGGACAAAAUGUAAAUAACGAAAGCCAAUAUAAAUAUAUAUCCAUGAAUGCUAUCUUUGAAAAUAAUUUAAGUUUAUAGCGUAAACAUCUCCGACCAAUGAAUAUCAAACGAAAAACGUUGAGGAAGUAGUAGUAGUAAAAAAAAAAAAAAAAAAGAGGAUCAUCCCUUUCAACAUGUCCUUUUUCGGUUGGGGAAAGGGUGGUCGUGAAAGCUCUGACCAUCCAGGACGAAAUUUGCAAGACGGACUUUUUCAAAUAGCCUCGCAAGCUUGUCACAUACUCGUGCAGGUUAACAACACACACAAUGUGUCUUAUGGUGGAAGCAAUAACGUGACCAACGUAGCGUACUCAAAGUACUCGACGGCCGGUGGUUCGUCUACUUUGGCAUCAUCCUCUUCCGGUCGUGGAACAUCCUCCACCAGCAAAUCUUUCUCCACACAUGUACAUCCUGAGGGCAAGGAUCAGGACGUUGUGGUGCUUUUACCUCCUCAGAAAAACAGGACACCGCGGAUUCGACAGAAGUUAUCAACGUUAUCUGAAAAUACCAGACUGGGCGUUAGCUCCCCUCAAAUCGAUGAGGAUUUUGAACUUUGGGAUCAGUCUGGUUUUAUGUUAAGGAACGAUAUGGAUGAUUAUGUAACGAAUUCAAAAUGGGGGGCACAAAGUUGGUGUAAACCAAGUUGUAUACCAAUUACGGUAAUUUUGGUAUUAAUUGUUUUGGUUGUACUUUUGCCAUUACUCGAUGCAGCUGAUAAGCAAGCAUUAAAUUCAACAAGAAUUGAAAAUAAUUCUAAAUUGUCUUGCAUGGAUAGCUGCAGUUUAUCCCUGAUAGAGUCAAUUCCUAUCGGUCUCAACUACUCGAAUAAUUCUGUAAUCCACCAAAGUACUUAUCAGACAUGGAAGGAUCUAAUAGAGUCCGCUCAAAGUACAAUUGAAAUAGGCUCCUAUUAUUGGACAAUGAAACGAGAAGACGUUUAUCCUCACGAUAGUGCAAAAGAAGGCGAGGACGUAUUUCAAGCGCUAUUGGAAGCCGGAAGGGAUCGAAGAGUGACACUGAAAAUUGCACAAAACGCACCCUCGCAAGUUAGUCCAAACACUGAUACUGAGUUCUUGAGUAAAAAGGCUAAUGCACAAGUGAGAAGUUUAAACUUUGCAGCCCUCAUUGGCGCUGGAAUUCUCCAUACGAAACUUUGGAUUAUAGACAGGAAACACGUGUACGUUGGUUCAGCGAAUAUGGAUUGGCGAGCAUUGACACAAGUUAAAGAACUUGGUUUUGUCGCCAUGAAUUGCUCAUGCUUGGCGGAAGAUAUCGCUAAAGUUUUCGAUGUUUAUUGGUUACUUGGAGAAAAAAAUCAAGUACCCACAACGUGGCCAGCAAAUUUUAGUACCAAAAUCAAUGUUAAAAAUCCAAUGACACUGACUCUUGACAAUGUCAAGUAUCGAACAUUUUUUUCAAGUGCACCUCCAAAAUUUUCACCACCGGGACGAACAGACGAUAUUGACGCAAUUUUACAUUGCAUAGAAAAAGCUGAGAAAUUUAUCUAUAUUUCCGUUAUGGAUUAUAUACCAAUGAUGAUUUACACUCCAAAAUUUAAGUUUUGGCCGGUUAUUGAUAACGCUCUUAAAAUUGCAGCAAUUGAGCGUAAAGUAAAUGUGAGACUUUUAAUUUCAUGGUGGAAACAUUCGAGAAUGAGUGAGGAUCAUUUUUUGAAAUCAUUAGAGGAUUUGACGAAUUCGUACAAGAAUGUGAAAAUUGAAGUUAGGCGAUUUAUUGUUCCUACAACACCUGACUUUGACCAGAUACCUUAUUCAAGAGUUAAUCAUAAUAAAUAUAUGGUUACGGAUGGUGCUGCCUACAUUGGAACUAGUAACUGGUCGGGCGACUAUUUCGUUGACACUGCUGGGGUCAGUGCAACUUUCGAGGACGAUGGAGUCAAUAAUAAAAAAAGUCUCAGAAAACAAUUAGAAAAUGUAUUUCUUCGCGACUGGAAUUCGCCCUAUGUUCAUCUAUUAAAUGCAUCCUGCUGGAAUCAGAAUCCGGAAAGAAAUACAAGAAGAAGAGGGCCCUUACAACCAACACAAUCUCAUCAUGUACCUGCUUAAAAAAUUUUUUGUAAGUAAUUAAAAUUAUUUACAAAAAUUGCAAUAUUGAUAUACCACCAGUGCCGCUAUUCUGUACCAAAAAAAAAAAAAUAUUUUCUUCCCCCACAAAAUAUUGUGAAUUCAAGAAAUAAAAAUUACAAAAAAAUAAUAGGAAAUAUUUUACAUAAUUUGAAAAUCAAGAAAAA